Messenger RNA from Anthostomella pinea, 855 nucleotides. Lineage: Eukaryota; Fungi; Ascomycota; Sordariomycetes; Xylariales; Xylariaceae. The record is from the annotation of a GenBank genome assembly.
AUGAGUAACGACCCUCAUCCCGAUGAGCAUUCGCUCCCGAGCAAUCCACAAUGCUUCGGCCUGAUGCGCCAAGGCGAUGGCUUCAGCGGUGAGCUCCCGCUAGGAUAUUCCAUGACGAUCACCACGAUUCAUUAUCAUGGUCAGCAUUCCUACGCUGCUGGCUUCGGUCAACCGAGAGCGCCCGUACCGCCGUUUCCAUCGGCAGCGACUCGCAUGUCCCCGACGAAGACAUCCUUUACGGGCCAUAGAUUCUACCGAGCCCAGACGAACUUUUCUGGAGAUUCCGAGUCCUUCUAUGGGAUCGAGGGACCAUGCGGAAGGCCAUUUGCGAAGCUUGGUCUAAGUAUCGCAACGGGGACCUGGACCUUGCCGAGCGGCAGCGGUAAUGACCUUCCCCUAUUCGCCGCCGUUCACGAAUCCACCAUUGGUCGCGAAGUACCGAUGGCGAACUACCUCAGAGUCGACAAUGACGCAGUUCUGGGGCAGAAGUUUGAUGCCUUAGAGCCCCUAUUCAUACCCGCUUCUACGUCGCUCUCGGCAUUGCAUUUCUUCUACGCCAUCCGACAUUACGCCAGCAACAGAUUCAUACGCAUUCAUCCCGGAUUCAGCGGCAUUUAUGACCCGAAGGGCCACUGGGAGACUCUCGAGGAGGAGCAGAAGUGGCAACAGCACCGAGUUCUCAUAAUGGAAUGCCUCGUGGAGAUCAACACAUUGGCUAAGGUUUCGGACAAGUUUCCUGCAGUAGACGAGUUGACCCGUGCCGUAGAGAUCCUUUUGGACGAAGGACCACGUGAUGACUGUCCGCCAGUUUGCUUAGGGUUAGUCAUAGCAAUGCUACUUAGUGACGGAUCCUAG